Messenger RNA from Saxophila tyrrhenica, 1833 nucleotides. RefSeq lists its product as uncharacterized. Lineage: Eukaryota; Fungi; Ascomycota; Dothideomycetes; Mycosphaerellales; Extremaceae. The coding region runs from base 1 to 1833 and encodes 610 amino acids. The transcript is spliced from 6 exons. The record is from RefSeq and is a predicted model, not a curated record.
AUGGCGACCGGUCGCAGGCCUGACAUCGUGGUUGGCAUAGACAUUGGCCAGACAUGCUCGGGCGUCGCAUACUCCAUUGGCCCGGAUUGGAGCGACCCGCGUACGCUCAACCGGUGGCCAGGUGCACAUGGGACAGUACGAGAGGACAAAGUGGCCACCAGAGUCGGGUAUAGCAAAGCCAGCGGCGACUUAGCAACCUGGGGCUUCCUGUCCGUCUUUGACGACGAGGCCACCGUGGUCCAUGACUUUUUCAAACUCACUCUGGAUGCUGAUUACGAGGACGAUCGAGGCUUCAGCUGCCAGGAUGCACGGAAGUGGUAUUGCGAUUACCUUAGGUGCCUGCACCGGGAGAUUGAGGCUUUCUUCGAUGCUGCGGUACCCAAUUGGCGGGCGCUUCAUGUCGAGUACAGUUUCAGCACCCCGACGACAUGGAGGAAUCCGGCCAUGAUUGACAGCAUGCAGAGACUGAUGGAGUCCGCGGGUUUUGCGUGCCGCGGCCAGAGCGUACGGAUGGCGCUGACUGAAGCCGAAGCCGCAGCUAUUGAAGCUUCCACCACCAAAUACAACAUGGGUGACAUCUUCCUGAUCUGCGACGCCGGUGGAGGUACCACAGAUGUAAAUCUUCUGAGAGUGAAGUCCACCGAUCGGAAGAUCGAGCUCGAGCCUCUGGACCAAGUUGAAGGUGUGGCAGUGGGGUCCACGCUCAUCGACUUCAUGAUGGCACAGCACAUUGUCCAGCGCCUUGAGUCGAUCAGCGAGCAUCUCGACGGCGACCCGUACGUCCUGGCUGAGGCGAUGGUGAAUGGGCGGUUCCAGACUAUCAAGCAAUCGUUUCCCAUGCCACUCGUCGAUCAAUUCUGGCUUCCUGUCGAAGGUCUCGCGGGAGCGCAGAGCUUUCCCGAGUUGGGCAUCAAGGGUUCAAAGAUGGUCAUCGACCGCUCCGUCUUGACCGAGAUCUUCGACAUACAGAUCGAACGCAUCUUCGCCCUCAUGGACGGCAGACUCUUGACGCUGCAAGAGGAGUUUCCAGCCGAGAAGGUCUCCUACAUCAUCUUGUCCGGAGGACUUGGAAGCUCGCCCUACCUUUUCGAGCAGAUCCAGAGGCGGUACGAGAUGAAUGUAGGCUUCAGGUCAAGCAACACUGCGUCCAUACGGACAAUGAAGGUUCUUCAGCCGCAACUCGCUGUCGUGCGUGGACUCGUGAAGGAGCGGACCCAACAGCUCGGCGUCGAUUCGUCCAGAGGGCAGGAAGUAUUCACCACCAGACGCUGUCGCAACAGUUACGGUGUCCUGGUUCGACAUCCGUACAAUGAAGCAGAACACAAGGGACUGCCGACGGUGACUAAUGCCAACAACAAGCGUCCAUACGUUGUGGAUAUUGUAGAGUGGUUCAUCAAGCAAGGACAGGAAGUCAGCGUCAGCGAAGGCGUGCACCGGCAGUACACCAGCACAUUGGCGGACGGCGAACAGUUACAGCCGAGACAGGCUCGCAUCGUCAUGUCCACCUUACCACCGAACAGACUGCCUCGCCGGCUGCCCGACGGUGGUUGCCAGGAAGUGGCAAAGGUCAACUUCACCCUAACGCAGAAUGAGAUGAGGUUGAAGAACCGGCAGGUCUGGAAGCUGAAGAAGAAAUACUGGCUGGCCGAGUUCAUCUUCGCUGUGAAACUCGGUCCGGCAGACCUAAGAUUCGAGAUACUCGGAAAGGAUGGCGUCUUGACUACGGGUCAGAACAGCCUCCAGGCCGAGUUCAUGGAUCCGUUGGAGCACAAAUCGGCCAAGACUCCGCUGAGGCCAGAGUUUGUAGCGGUGUACGCUCCCACUCGCCAGUGA